Messenger RNA from Zerene cesonia (dogface butterfly), 3120 nucleotides. RefSeq names its product organic cation transporter protein-like. Gene Ontology annotation, cellular component: membrane. Gene Ontology annotation, biological process: transmembrane transport. Gene Ontology annotation, molecular function: transmembrane transporter activity. The coding region runs from base 146 to 1867 and encodes 573 amino acids. Lineage: Eukaryota; Metazoa; Arthropoda; Insecta; Lepidoptera; Pieridae. The record is from RefSeq and is a predicted model, not a curated record. The transcript has 7 exons.
UCGCGUUCAAACUUCCGAAGCAUUCAAUAUAAUAUACCGGACGUCACAUUGCCCUACCCAGUCUGAAGCCAUGCGUCUUCAGUUUAACGCGAGUUCAAUUAAACCACGUUUAGUUUUGUGUACGAUAAAGUGAAGUGUGCCAGUGAUGAUGAAGCCAGGAGACAUGUCUCCUCAACCGGAGCUACAAGAAUUAUUGCAGAAACCGAUCGUUCUUAAGAAAUUUACUCCGAAAAUAAUCCCAAGCCAAGGCGCUCACAAGGAGAAGCCCAGAAUAUCAGAAGAUGAAGAUUCCGGCCCCGACGUGGUGUCGACGGUCAUUGGUGAAUAUGGACGUUGGCAGUUGAUGAUGACUUUUCUUCUAUCACUUUUCUCAUUCCCCUGUACAUUCCAUAUCUUUUUGCCAACUUUUACGGCAAAAGCCACGAAGUUCUGGUGUGAGCGGCCUGACAAUCUAUCGACUUUGCCAUUAGAAAAUUGGAUCAACUACAGCCAGCCACAAGGCGGAUGUUACGUACGAACUCUUUCUAGUGACGUUACUGUGGAAAGCAUCAAGAACUUAACAGCUCCAGUGUUGGAUUCAUUUCAAAAGUGCGAAAAAUGGGGUUUCGAUAGAAGCGAAGUUGGCGACACGAUUAUUUCGGAAUGGGGACUCGUGUGUGACAAAGCUAGUCUUACGAAUCUGGCUGAAGUGGUGUUCUUGGUUGGUGUGGGUAUUGGAGGUGUUGUGGGAGGCUGGAUUUCAGAUAGGUUCGGCCGGAAGCGCAUUUUAAUGACUAUGGCAGCAACACAAAGCGCUUUAGCCAUCCUCUCUCUGCUAGUCAGCUCAUAUGUUCAAUACGUUGUAGUCAGAUUGAUCAUGGGACUAGUAUCAGUAUCUGUGGUCUACGCGGCCUUUGUGCUAUCAGUGGAACUUGUCGGCGGGAAAUGGGUGACAAUUGCUGGAGUGUGCAACUUUUUCCCGCUGCCAUUGGCUUAUAUCAUUGUAUCUCUUUUGUCUAUUGUAAUGCCGAAUUGGAGAGAUCUGCAGCUGGCAUUGUCAAUACCUGGAUGCCUGCUUAUUCUUCUAUGGUUUGUUUUACCGGAAUCUCCCAGAUGGCUUCUCAGCAUGGGACAGACGAAAGAAGCCAAAGCCCUAUUAGAAAAGGCAGCGAAAUUCAAUGGACGACAAAUACCAUCAGACAUUGAUAAAUUGCUACAAGUAUACAAUACAGAUACGAAAGCUGAAGACCCAAAUGUAUGCAUGCUUCUACGAGGGUACCUUCUGAAGAGAACAGUCUGCUUAUUUAUAGCCUGGUUUGCAAUGACCAUUGGUUACUACGGUCUGCUAUUAAACAUAGGCAACUUUAACCUAGGAAAUCUGCAUCUCACGUCGAUAAUAUUGGCAGUCGUUGAAAUACCAGCUAUUGCGUUAAGCAUACCCAUUCUCCUGAAAGCUGGAAGACGUUUCCCCAUAUUCAUAACGAUGUUGGUGUGCGGACUUGCUUGCGUUGCAAGUGAACUGUUUUCUAUAUCUUUCAAUAAUGAAUGGGCGAUGAUUGCAUGCCUCAUGGUGGGAAAAUUCGCAAUCGGAGCUACAAAUAUGAUGUUGCCGAUAUUCACAGCUGAACUUUAUCCAACUGUGGUCAGAAAUUUGGGGGUCGGUGCUAGUCAAAUAUCUUCGGGUUUGGCGCUGAUGUGUAUACCAUAUUUAUGGGAAUUGACUGCUUUGAACGAGCACCUGCCGAUGGUGACCAUAGCGGCUAUGAGCGUGGCGGGCGGCGCCACCGUGUUGCUCCUGCCUGAUACUGCUCACCCAAAACCCAAAGCGACAGAGAGUGCUCCACCUUGCAAUGGAAUGUACACGACCACCGACGAUAGAGGGCGCUAGCUGUGUUCAUAAAUUAUUUGACCAAACGUCUGUGCGUAGCAUUUCUUACCCGGGCAACUCAUUGCUGACUUUCGUACAGUGUACGAAUAUUUGCACUUAUAUAUGGGAAAACAUUUGCAAAUGCCAUUCUACACUAAUUGUGGUUUGUAAUACGGCAUCCGUGGCUAUUUUACGGAUUUUGCUCUUCCAGGUACUUGGCCGGACACUUGCGAACAGACAUUCGUGUAUUGUAUCGUACCUUGUAAAUACAUUAUAUAUUGUACGCGCUCCUCUGAAAAAACGUGUAAAACAUUGCAAAUGCCGUCCUACACUUGUGGGUUACAAUUGGAUAAAUAUAGAUAUUUACAUUUGUCUCAUAAAUAUAGUAUUAAUUUUUACUUGUAAGGAUGAACCGUUAUAGUAUAGGAACAAAAAUAUCAUUUGUAUUGUCAAUACAGACACCAUGACGAAUUUAUAGAUUUAAGAAUCUCACGUUUACCUAUCGAAAUUUAUUUUUUAUAUACAUUUUAAUACCAGUAAAUGUGAUAUUACUUUAUCAAAAAAAAAUACAUACUCGUAUAUUCCAUGAACGCCUGUAAAAAUAUAAUUAAUAAAUGACAUUUUGUUUGUUAAAAAGAACUAUUCUCUACUCAUAAUUGUAUUAUUCGAGUGUAUGUUAUAACAAUAAGUAAGUGGUUUUAAAUGUUGUCUUAAUAAUUUUAGCGUCAUGCAUAGUUUAAGCUAAGUGAAAAAAAUAUUUUUGUAUGCUAUUAUGUAAAUAUAGACCUUUCUUUUUACCUAUAUUAGGUAUAGGUUAGUAAAUUAUGUAUGAUUAAAAUAUUUGAAACUCCCCGUAGUGUACCUAUUCUAUCAAAAAGUUAUUUGAUAAUAAUGAUUUCAUAAAAUAUCCAAAAAAUAAAAUUACUGUAAAUUUCAUUGAAAUGUUUUCUUAAUGUGUAUGUUUGUACUUAAUUUGUUAUAUCUUUUACCGUCAUAUUUAUUUUUCAAAUCAUUCAAGACUAUAAUCAAUAAAAAAGAAUUCUAACGGUUACUGACUGAAUUACUUCCUUUUUUAAAUAUGAAUGCAAUUCAAAAUAGCCCUUUUUUGCAUUGCAUUCACAUCGUAAGAUUUUGUGUUUUUGAUGUGCUCCACUGAAGUAUGUAUACAAAAAUACUUUAAAAUAAUAUCGUAAGGACUUGUCACAUCGUGCAAACUUUAAAUGUAAUCUAAUUACUUCUAAGUAUUGUAAAUAUAUGAUAUUUAAUAAAUUUUG